This is a messenger RNA of Stylophora pistillata, 2669 nucleotides long. RefSeq lists its product as uncharacterized. NCBI's taxonomy places the organism in Eukaryota, Metazoa, Cnidaria, Anthozoa, Scleractinia, Pocilloporidae. The record is from RefSeq and is a predicted model, not a curated record.
CUCGUCCUGCAGGAAACUGAAAUGGCGGAUGAAUUCAAGCUUAUGUCCAGUGGUAUGGCUUGUGAUUAUUGGAAUCAAUAUUUUCAUUCAAUUUGGUGAUCAAUAAACGUUUUAUAAAUAGAGUUCAGUAUAUUUAAUGUAUUUUUGCAAAGAAACUAAAUCAAUACGAUAAAUAUAAAUCUUGUUUGCGGUGUAAUUACUAAUUUAUUUAGUUCAUAAUCUGGGCCAGGCGCACAUUAACGAAAGGCUUCUAUCAAACGUGGGUCUCAUCAAAUGGAAUUUAUGUAUUCGAGGAUUUUUUAAUGCCAUCGUAGAGGUGAUAGAGAAAAAACAAGUUCUGGACAAUUUUAAUUCGAUCUGGAUUGUACAUUGGUAGUCCUUAAAAGUUUACCUAUCUGUGUAGUUAAAGUGAAGAUAAGUAUUUUAACAUUGAAAUGUAUUUGGAGUGAUGAAAGAGAUAAUCUUUAUACAAUUUGAUGUCAAAAGUACCUUGGCGGAAAAUUAUAGAAGUAUUGGUUCUUGAACUAAAGUGAUCAAUGUUAAGUUUCUCCCUACAUUAUUAUACAAUGUGUUCUAUUGUAAAUGUGCAAAUGGUUGCAAUGUAUUCAUGGAAAUUUCUAUCAUUUGUCAAGGUAUUUGGAAAUUACUUAAAAUGGAAAUCUCAGUAGAUCACUUUGUCACAAGUUGAACAGAAAAUAGCUGAUUUUCAAAUAACUGAUUAAGUUUCUGAUUAGUUGAUAUUAUGCAUCAUAAAUGAUCAAUCCUACAAAUCACAUUUGAUGUACUUACAAUGCUUGCAGUGAUUAAGAUACAAAGCAGAGCAUGGCAUCCCUUUGGUGGGAGGUUAAUGAGGUUAUGGUAAUAUUUUAGGAGUGAAUGAUGAACACCACAAAUCAGAUUUGAUGUACUUGUAUGGUUGCUGUGACUAAGAUACAAAUCAAAGCAUAGUUUAGGUUUAGAUGAAUGGUUAAUGAGGUUUCGGUGUAGUUUAGGGGUGAAUGAUCAAUCCCAAAAAUCGCAUCUGAAGUACUUUUAAUGCUUGCAGUAAUUGAAAUACAAAUCAAAGCUUGGCAUCGCUUUAGCAUAAGAUCUUAUAGCCCUAAUGUUCCGAAGGAAAAGAGGAUUUUUGUAUCCCAAGUACAUCCAUGGGAGAGGCAUGUGAAGAACCCAUUUCUUACUUGAGCCCUGUAAUCUUGUUAAGAGGUUUGUAUAUUUGUCUAUGCAGCAAUUUGUUAGUUUGCUUCGCCAUUUGAACCUAUUGUAACAGAUCUCUAAGAAACAGACUGAAUGAUAUUCUUAAUGGAUUAGGAAUGAAAUGUUUUGACACUUCCUUGGCACAGUUUUACAUUACAGUUGGGAAUUUACUCUUAAUUCAUGCCUGCUAACUUGAAAAUUUCAAGACUUUUACAACUUUCAUUAAUCUAGAUGUGUCAUAUAAGAAUGAAAAUGAUAAAAUUUGAUUUAUCUACAACAGUUGAUUAGAGUUUAUGUGGUCUUUUUUUUUUUUUCCAUUUGGUUCUUGGAGUUGCAAAAUGUCCAUAAGGUCACCAGUUAUCGGCACCAACAUGUUUAUGAUUUAUGUUUUUUUUUCUGUUGCCCUUUAACCUCUCGAUUUCACUUCAAACUUAGAUCUUUGUAACUAAUCCACUAGAAACAGGAGGACAGUGACUUAACAGAUUGUAGUAAUUACCUCUAAUGCGUCAAAUAGGUGUGACUAGGAUCAAAUGAUGCCAAUUCUUUAAAAUAUGUUAAAUGCCAUUAAAUUGAAUGCUUGUUGCUGAGUGAUAAGGGGCAAAUUUGGAACAUUUUCCUUCCGAUUUUUGAUGAGUCAGAAAUAAUGUAGUCAAGUAAAGCAAUGAUCUUCACAGGAGAGGAGCAAUUUAACAAAUGCAGAAAAGGAACCAGAAAAAAUUUAGGCUUUUACAGGAUUCAAACUCAAUCUCCUUCCCCCUCUCCCCAGAUACUGAGUUAAAAAGCCACCUACCAGCCCCAUGGAGGAAAUUCAUUUCAUUGAAAACUAUGAUCAGGAAAAUGUUUUACCAACCAGACUUGUUUCAUUUGUUAGAUUCAGUUAAUUUAUCAAAAUCAGCUUUAAAGAACAAGAAAAGGGCAGAGAAGCGAUCAAAAGCUAGGAUAGAGCAGAUAAAAGAAAAUGGUGGCAUUCUGGAAGCAAUGCAAAUGAAGGAUCCUGUUGAUCGUUUGAGGGAGCAAUUUCAGGAAGCAAAGAACAACAAGGAUCAUAAACUUGCAGCCAGGUUACGUCAACAGUUGUGGAUAGCCCAAGACAGUGCCGCUGGUGUCAGCUUGGAGGAGGUUGAGAUGCUAGGAGCUGAUACUUCAUCGUGCUCUGAAACAAAAUUUGUCCAAGAAACAAAAUCGGACUCUGAAUCACCGCCACAAGUCUCACAAGCUAGCGGUCUUACCCCCUCAGAGAAAAGACUACGAACUCUGAAGAAAAAACUCCAGCAAAUAGAAUCAAUAAAAGAAAAAAGAGAAAAGGGAGAGGUUUUAGAGACAACGCAGCUGGACAAGAUCGCAAAAGAACAAGAAAUUCUUGAUGAACUCAGAGAAAUUGAGUCACUUUUGACAGGUAGCUAGUGAAACUCGCAUAGCUAUCUAUAGACUUUGAAUUGAUAUUAAAUUGAUUAUUAAAUUGAUAAUUCCAUCAA